Messenger RNA from Sceloporus undulatus (fence lizard), 2506 nucleotides. RefSeq names its product taste 1 receptor member 3 (gene TAS1R3). Lineage: Eukaryota; Metazoa; Chordata; Lepidosauria; Squamata; Phrynosomatidae. The transcript is spliced from 5 exons. The record is from RefSeq and is a predicted model, not a curated record. The coding region runs from base 16 to 2307 and encodes 763 amino acids. Gene Ontology annotation, cellular component: membrane. Gene Ontology annotation, biological process: sensory perception of umami taste; sensory perception of sweet taste; G protein-coupled receptor signaling pathway. Gene Ontology annotation, molecular function: sweet taste receptor activity; G protein-coupled receptor activity.
AUCUGGGCGCUGGGCAUGAAGUUUGCCGUGGAGGAGAUCAACAACUCGACCACACUGCUGCCGGGCAUCGAACUGGGCUAUGAGCUCUUUGACAGCUGCAUGGAGCCCAUGGUGGUCCUCCAGCCCAGCCUGCUCUUCCUCUCCAAAAUGCACACCAGCCGCAUCCGGGUCUCUUGCAACUACACCAACUACCAGACCCAAGUGGUGGCCGUCAUUGGUCCCCACAACUCUGAGCUCUGCAUGGUGACGGCAAAGCUCUUUAGCUUCUUCCUGAUCCCACAGGUGAGCUAUGGAGCCACGUCAGAAAAGCUCAACAAUGCAGAACUCUACCCUUCCUUCUUCCGCACGGUGCCCAGCGACAAGAUCCAGAUCGAAGCCAUCUCCGAACUCUUGCUUGCUUUCCAGUGGAACUGGGUUGCGAUCGUGGCCAGUGACGACGAAUACGGCCGCGAAGGCCUGAGCCUCUUGUCCUCCAUAGUCAUCAACCAAAGCAUUUGCAUCGCCUACGAGGGACUCAUCCCUGCAGACAUGUCGCACGCCAACCUCCAAGAGAAGAUGACCCAAACCAUCCACUCCAUCAACGAGACCAAUGUCAACGUCAUCAUCCUGUUCUCCAAAGACCGACCGGUCCGAGAGUUCUUCAAAAUGUGGUUCAAAUUAGGAUUGAAUAAGAAGGUAUGGCUAGCCACUGAAGCUUGGGUGAUGUCUGAUGUGGUCAUCUCCUUAGACCGCGUCAAGGACAUCGGAACGGUCAUUGGCUUUGUCAUCAAGGCAGGGACGGUCCCUGAGUUUGAGGAUUAUGUCUCCAAUCUCUUGGAACUGACCCAACAAGACGCCUUCUGCCAGGCGUCCAGGGAGCAAGCAAAACAGUUGGGUCCUGACGUCCUGGGGCCACAGUGCCAGCAAUGCAGCAACAUUUCCCGCGACAAAGUCACCGAAGUCCUGCAGCAUCGGCAGACCUUUGCCGUGUACACUGCAGUGUACGGAGUGGCUCAUGCCCUCCACAAGACGUUGCGCUGCCAACGUGGGCAGUGUCAGAAACUCGGCGUCAAGCCUUGGCAGCUGCUGGAGAAGCUGAACGGCAUCCAUUUCAGUAUCCACAACCAGUCUUUCCAUUUCGAUGAGCAUCACAGCAUCAACAUGGGCUACGAAGUCAUGUGGUGGAGCUGGCCCAAUAAGCGCAUUAAGCACGUCAGCAUCGGAGACUUCCAUGGAAAGCUGAGCAUCGACAAAUCCAAGGUCCAUUUUCAUACUGGAGAUCAAAAGGCACCGCUGUCAGAGUGUCGGACUACAUGUUCACCGGGGCAGAUCCGUCGGAUGAAGGGGUUCCACCUCUGCUGUUACGACUGCAUUGACUGUGAGAGCGGCACUUUCUACAGUUCCUCAGGCGACUCAACUUGCACCCCAUGCCCUGAGCACCAGUGGUCUCCGCAACGCAGCACUCGGUGUUACGACCGAAGUGAGAAAUACAUCUUCUGGUCCGACCCGAUGGCCAUCUGCUUAUUGGGCUUGUUGCUUGUUAUCUUGGCGCUCAUCUGCCUUUCAGGGGUGCUGUUCCUAAAGAACAUCCAGACACCGGUAGUGCAAGCAGCUGGAGGCGGCCAGGGCCCCUUGGGCCUCUUCGGCCUGGCCAUGAUGUGCGUUAGUACCAUCCUCUACAUUGGCAAGCCCACCCCCAUCAUCUGCCAAAUGCAGCAACCGUCAUUCGCCCUGUGCCUCAACCUUUGCUUCUCCACCAUCUCGGCCAAAGCCCUUCAGAUCAUGUUGGCGCAUGACUUUGCUGACAGCCGGCCGAACUGCCUCCACGCCUUCAUCAGGAGACGUUCCUGGGCCUUUGUGGCUGGGUCCUUCCUGGUGGAGCUCUCGCUCUGCUUAGUGUACUUCUAUGGCACCCCGUCUGUCCUGAUCAAGAACUAUAAGCUCUUGCCCACCGAAGUCCUCCUCCAAUGCCAGGUCCAGUAUUGGGGCAACUUUGCCAUAAUCCAUGGGCAAAACAGCAUCUUGGCAUUCAUCUCUUUCCUUUCCACUUUCAUGGUGCAGUCGUCUCCCAAGAAGUACAAUAUUGCCCGGAGCAUCACCUUUGCCAUGAUCACUUACUUCAUCUCCUUGAUCAUCUUUAUACCCGUCUAUGCCACUGUUAAGCAAGUGACCCAACCAGCCAUACAGAUCAGUGCCAUGUUACAGUGUACCCUUGGGAUACUUGCGUCUUAUUACCUCCCGAAAUGCUACAUCCUUCAGUUUAAGCCGGAAUGGAACACGCAGGACUAUUUUCAAGAUUAUACCCAGGAGAAAGAUACCCAAAAUUAGCUCCUUUGAGACAGGAAGGGACAUUUGACCACUGCUCAGGAAAGUGGAGAAAUAGCACCAUUUGUCUUAAGAGCCUGCUUUAAAUGUGUUUGCUUUAAGAAAAUCUUUGUUUUUAAAUUCAAAUUCAGAGAAGGAAUCACUGGUGUAGAUGAUACAGAACUAAAUGGAUGGAUGGCUGAGCUGAUAUUGGGCCCAUACA